AUGGUCCCGAGAGGAAGAAAAUUAACAAAAGCUAUGGAGAACUCAACCCAAGUCAAGUUAUUUUAUCUCUUUGGCUUACAAGAGACAUUUAACAACAAAUCGGUCUAUUUUACCUUGUCUCUUAUCACAUACCUUCUCAUCAUCACUGUGAAUCUGACUCUGAUCAUAACAAUCAUUCAGCAGAAAGGUCUCCAUGAGCCCAUGUAUAUCUUUCUGUGUAGUCUAUGUGUCAAUGGAUUGUAUGGAACUGCUGGUUUCUACCCCAAGUUCUUACUGGACCUUCAGUCAGAUGUUCAGGGGAUAUCUUAUGGUGGAUGUUUGACUCAAACCUAUGUAAUAUACACAUCUGUCAUGUGUGAAAUGUCUACUUUAACAGUGAUGUCUUACGACAGGUAUGUGGCAAUAUGCAGACCACUACUAUAUCAUACCAUUGUGACAUCUUUAACUGUUAGAAAGUUACUCUUAUUUUCUUGGUGUUAUCCUUUAUUUAUAGGACUCAUAGUAGUUAGUUUAACCGUCAGAGUUCCUUUGUGUGGAUCUCGCAUUGAUAAGAUCUUCUGUGACAUUCCGUCUAUACUGAAACAUGCAUUGACCCUGUUUGACAAUCUGCAAGGAUGGAAUAGUAAUGUAAAUAUUACGCUCAAUAUGCGUAAUGCAAUGGCCGUACAAUUCCUUGUUAUACCACCUGUCUUUAACCCUCUCAUAUAUGGACUUAACCUCCAGCAGAUUCGAAGGGCAGUUUUUAGAAAGUGUACUCCACAUAAAAUCAUUGAUAUGAAAUGUUAG
Molecule: messenger RNA, 786 nt
Organism: Oncorhynchus mykiss (rainbow trout)
Lineage: Eukaryota; Metazoa; Chordata; Actinopteri; Salmoniformes; Salmonidae
Source: RefSeq, a predicted model, not a curated record